UCUCCCUUGACGACUGUAACCUGUCCGUUGUCAGGACGCUAAAACAAGUUAUGGAUUAACAUUAAUAUGAGUCGUUUAAGACCAUCGACAUAUCUUCUUUUUUUAGAUAAACAUCUUGGAAAGUAAAAGCUUCACAUCUUUUGAACAUUCUUCUUUACAGAGACCAGCUAAGAUUCGGUUAUUCAUCGAUUUCUAUUGAAAGUGACACCGUUUUUAAAUUUCAAUAAUGGCUCCAAUGAACUGGAAUAUAAUCAUGAAAACAACCAAAAGUAACAUAGAAGAUGACUCUGAUAUGCUGUUGGAAAUGAUCAAAUCUUUCGACCAUAAUAAGGAGACAGAAAUUGAUCGUUUGAAGAAGUUAUUUGAAGUAACUCGGGAGUUGAUAUUAUUGAAAAAUGAUCAGUUGGAGGAGGUAAUUGUAAAUAUGGAAGAAGAAACUAAAAAAGAAGCAAAAAGAGAACAGAAAUUGCAAGCUAAAAUUAAAGAGUUAGAACUCUUGAGUAGCAAUCUGAAGAAAUCUGGUAUUGAUGGAGAUUACACAUCUUCCAGUACCAGAUACUUGCAAGAAGAGAUUAAUCAUUUAAAUAACCAAAUUCAUCAUUUAACUGAAGAAAAUAUGGAAUUGCAAAGAGAUCUAGAUGAUGAGAAGAGAGCUAGUGAAAGGUAUAAUUCACAGAUCAUUGAUCUUGACAGAGAAAAGAGUGUUCUGCGCCAAGAAAAUGAUCAAAUGAGACAGGACAUCAGUGACUAUAAAAUGCAGCUACAAUCUCAAAGAGAUAAUUUAUUGCAUCAGAAAGAAGGAGAUCUGGAAUAUAAAGAAAAAGUAUUACAAAAGAAUCGACAGCUUGGUGAGGCAAUGGAAGAAUUACAGAAUUUAACUGAUGCUAAUGAAGAACUGAAAGAGCAAGUUGAAAAACUGACCAAAAAGUUGGCAGAAGCUGUCAAGGAUAUUGAUCAAACAACUGAAGAUUAUUUAAGACUUAAGAAAAUUGUUGAUGAUGGUGAUAAUAUCAAUGAUAGAUUGAAAGAAGAGAAUAUAAUAAUGAAAAGCCAGCUUACUGAUUUGAUGGAGAGAUUGCAAGUCAGAUCAGAUUCUGAUGAUUCUGUCAUGUUAGCAGUGAAUGAAAAAGUGAACGAAUGGAGGAAAAUUCUUACAGAAAAAGACCAAGACAUCAUCAGUUGUCAAGAAGAAAUCAUGCAUCUUCGUAAACAGCUGGAAGCAGUAAAUUUAGAUGCUGAUCGUGCCUCAUUAGUUGCUCUGACAAAGGUGGUAGAAGAACGAGAUCAACAGAUUUAUGAUUUGACUGAAGAGAUACAGAAUCUAACAACUGAAAUGAAUGCAAAUGCAGCCAUUAUGGAAGAUUUGAAGAAUGACCUGAGCAAAAAACCAAAAGACCAUUUACAUAAAAAAUUGAAAGAACUUGAAAUUCAGAUGUUAAAUAAAGAUAAGCUUUUGAAAGAUGCUGAAAAAUUAGUCAAAGAGGCUGAAAAUGAUGCACUUGAGAAAGACAAACUGCUGGUCGAUGCUUUAGAAAGAAUGCGUCAAUAUGAAUCUGGAGAAUAUGGGCUUGCUGAAGCUGUGAACGAAAUCAAAGAAUUGAAAAACCGAUUGAUAACUCACCAAAGAGACAUUGAAGACUUUGUGAAGCUUAUUAACAAAAGUGAGGCAACCAUGAGUGAAUUAACAGAAGAAAAUGAAGUACUUCGAUCAAAACUCGGCAUGGACCCUAGAAAACCAAUAGAUAUUAAAGAUUUUCAUUCUGAUAUUACCAUCAAAAAAGAAGAACAACGUGCAUUGAAUAUUGUCCUUCAGAAAGAGAUUGAACGUCUUGAAGAAGAAAGGAUUUUAUUAAAGCAAAACUUACGGAAACUUGCUCAGCAAACAGGACAAAGAGCUGUGGCUUUGGGUCUUACUGCUGAUGAUAUGAUAUCCAUUCAGAAUUAUACUGAAGGGUUGAAAAUGAAGAAUUUAUCUAAUGUUAACGCAGAGAUUCCCAAAAGAUUAACAGAGGUUGAAGAUUUGAAAAUGAAGCAUACAGAACUUAAUGAAGAUUUCAAAUUAAAUUUGCAACGAUUGGACGAAUAUAAACAAGAAAACAUUGCAUUAAAAACCCAGAACAAACAGCUUGAAAAAGAUAAUGCAGCAUUGCUAGAGUCGUUGAAAGAACUUAAUACAAAUAUGAAAAGUGGACUUGCAUCAAAUUCAGAAGAAGGAAUUAUCAAGUGUCCCUCUUUGGAAAAGAUUCUUGAAAACAUGGAAAAUAAACCUGCUUCAGAACAUCAGGAAGUCAUUCCUUACUUGAAAGAACAAAUUAAAAAUUUGGAAAACUGGAAUAAUGAACUGAGGUCAGUUUUCAAAGAUUCUCGUCAUGAAACCAAUUUGGCUAAAUUGGAAGCUGAAAAAGCUAAUGAAAAAGUAAAAAAAGUUGAGCAAGAACUUGCCAAUUUGCAACAGCAAGCAUUUCCAACACAAGGCAAGUUUCAACCACUGGCACUACCAGAAGAUAUGCCUGUUAAUAGUUCUGAGUUAAUUGCAAGUCUAAACGAACACUUAAUUGUCACAUUAGAGGAGUUGUUUAUUCAUCAAGAGCAAAUAAAACAGACUGAGAGCAGUUUGGAAUCCUAUCACAGAAAAUUUGCUGUUGUGAGACAUCAACUGGGUCUGCUUUAUGCUGACUAUAUCAAAUCAAAUCAGGAACAUGAAGCUGAAGUAACAACGUUGAAAGAAAAAAUAAAUCAAUUAGAAGACUUAAAUCAGCAGAACCAUGUUAAAUUGCAGGAAUUUGAUCGCUUACAGGAUACUUUAGCUCAGGAUGAAGCUGAAAUUGCUAGACGUUUGUCUGAACAGAGUCGGAGGAUGACUGUGUUAGCUGUAAAUGAGAAAGCACUCACUCGUAGCUAUUAUACUAUGUCAGAAAUUGAAAAAUCUGCUAGAAAGGAAAUAUCAAAACUGAGAAAUGAAACUAUUUCAAUGGAAAAAGCUGUGACUGAGAAAAUUGGUUACUUACAACGUUAUAAGUACACUUCCACGUUCAAGAUAAAUGCUUUGCAGAAGGCUCUGGAAGAUUCCGUAGCUUCUGAAGAGUUGGAAAAGGCUAAUAAAGAGUACCAAAGUCUUACAGAAAGCUACCGAGAUCUUUUAGAAAGAGAACAUCUGUUUGUAGCAAAAUCCGAAGCAUUUGCUGGUCUUGAGGAGGAAGUGAUUCAACUGAAGAAUGAAAAUGAACAUUUAAGUAAAAUACUUGAACUAGAAAAAGACAAAGUUAAUGUCUUAUCAGAUAAUUUUGAAAAGAUGAACACCGAUGCAAAGUCAGUAAAUGUUAAUGAAAAUGGAAGUCAAACUGAGAAACUGGUGAGAACUGAAAUGAAUGAAUUGCAUGAAAAGCAACGGGCUGAGCAUGCAGUUCAAAUGUAUGAUAAGUCAAAGUUCCUGAUUACUGGUUUGGAAAAACGAAUCAAAGAACUGGAAGAAAAUUUGGCAGAAGUUUCCCAGGUAAACAAUACAUAUAAAAAAUCUGAAGAGCAAUUACGAGAAGAGUUAGCAAAUGCAGCAACCAAAGAUGUAAAUGAAUCAGAUAGAAAGAAAAUUGCAGAACUUGAAGAAAAUGAAAUAUGCCUGAAAGCUGAAAUCUCCAAAUUAAAAGAAAUAGCUGAUGUGGCAACUUCCCAAGUGUUAGCAUUUGAGAAUCAGCAGGUAUCUCGUGACAAAGAAGUCCUUUCACUACGCCAACAAUUACUUGACUUCCAAGCUCAAAGUGAUGACAAGACUGUUAUAGGGAAACUACACCGUCAAAUUGUGCAACUUCAAGUCAGUGAAGGAACAGCGAUUCAGAAACUUGAAAAUGAGAUGCGUAAAGUUAGCAAACUUGAAGCCCAUAUUCUUCAGCUGGAGCAACAGAUCGAUGCUAAAAACCAAACCAUUUAUCACAAUCGGAUUGACUCUCAGAAUAAAAUCAAACAGUUGAAGAAGAAUUUAUCUGAAGUACAUCGACAAUAUGCAGGAGCUAUUCCACUUUCCAAGCAGGAGAAAUUUGCAAAUAAUAUGAUUCAGCUGCAAGAAGAUAAGUCCAAAAUUGAAAAAGAAUUAGUGGAGGUUAAGGAACAACGCAGGCAAGUGGAGGAUAAAUUGGCAGAGUUAGAACUUCUCCAGUUGGGGAAGGAAGAGAUGAAAGAGAUAACAAUUAAGGGAGGUCAUGAAGGGGUUAAGAAGGUGGCAGAGUGGCAUUCAAAGAUGGAAACCUUACGUUUGAGUCAAAUGAAGCAAACCCGUCAAAUAUCAAGAUUACAAGAACAGAUAUCACUGCAUGAAAAAACCAUAAAAAAUCAAGAAGUGGCUAUAGCUGAUUUAGAACAUAAAAAUGUAAAGUUAUCUAAAGAAUUUGAAAAGCAUCAACUUGACUGGGAAUUCCGAGAGCAAGAGUUAGAAAGGACAAUAAAUAAUUUGGAAAAACAAGCUUCAGAUUUUACUUCUGCAACUGCACAGUUUAAUAAAAACCUUGGUAAACUGCCAGAUACUUCCCAACCUGUGGCUGUUCAACUUGAGAAUGCUAUUGCUACUAUAAAACAGAACAUGAAAGAAAUAUCUGACACCAAAGCUCAAUCUCAAGUUCUUAAAAAGAGAGUUGAACAACUGCAAGCUGUAGCUCAGGAGGCUGAAGCAAAUCUCAUUGCUAAAGACAAACUAAUUGCUGAGAUACGGCUUCAGAUGCCAGCUACUGUGGAUCGUGAUAUUUUCCUUAAAAAUCUCAGUGUAUCAAAGAAUAAGAAGGCAGAAUCCAAUGAAGGUCAUUUUGAAACCCAGCAAGCUAUUAAAGUUGCCCAUUGUGCUGUUUCAAGUCUUAAGGCAAGGAUCCAGCUGAAAGAAGAAUCUAUAAAGAAUCUUCAAGAGCUUUUGAAAACUGCCCAUGAGGAUAUGGAAAAAAUGACCCAAAAACAUUUUGAAGAAUUGCAGUCUAUGCAGUUAAAAAUGCAAGAGAAUGCUGACAGAUCUUAUAUUAAGUUUAAAGAAGCAGCUACAGAACUGGUUAAUAAAUCUAGCAAAGAUGAAGCUUUUAAAAAGCAGAUGAUACAUAUGUCUGCCCUUGAAGAUUUAAUUGCUGAGCGAGAUGGAGCUAUGUCUGGUCUAGUAAUUCAGAUUAAAACUAAAAAUGAAGAAAUCUUGGCUCUACGUGUUAAACUACAACAGAUAAUUGGAGAGAAAGACCAAGCUAAGGAAGAGUUGUUAAGAAAACAUGAUGCAGAAUUAUCAGAGAAGAGUAAAGAACAAAAUAUGUUAUCCCAACAAGUUAGAGAGCAAGAGAAAGAAAUUCAGAUAUUGAAAGAAGAAAUUUCCUGUGUAAAAGAAGCCAACAGCCGAGCAUCUAAUGCCAGUGUGGCGAAACUGACUGAACAAUUAAGGAAUCAGUUAUUGCAGAAAGAAAAUCAAAUUCAGGCCUUGAACAAAGCAUUGUCUAAAAUUCGCACUGAUUUGCUGGAACAAACAGAACUAACUACACAAAUACAACAAGCAGGGAAGCAACAAGAGGCACAAAUAAAAAAGAAAAUUGAUAAGCAAACAGAAAAUUUGUCUAGUGAAAUUGAAGAAAUUCGAAGCCAAAAUGAAAAACUGAAAACAGACUUGAAGAAAAAGCAUGAGCGAGAAACUAAUUUACAGUCUGAAUUGGGACAAUUGCAGGAGAAACUUGAAAAGAAAAAUUCCUUAAUUCAGAAGCUAAAACAAGAAAAGCAGCAAAACAAUCAUCAAAUUACUGAACUGGAGAAAAAAAUUGAAAGAAUGAAAGCAACUUCACAGAAGUUGCAAGAAAGUGAAGGCCAAGAAUUAAGUGAAAUGCGUAGAAAAGUUUUGUUCCUAGAAGAGGAAUCAAAGGCCCGUCAACAACAAGCUGAGAAACCUUAUGAACAAAUGAAAACAGAGAAACCAAAGAAUGUUGAAAUUAUAAAAUGGGAGGAAAAGAAAAAAUGGGAAAAAACUGUGGAAAAAAUGAAAGUUAAAAUUAAAGAUUAUGAAUCAGAAAAUGAAAGAUUACAGAAGGAAGUAAAACGACUUAAGACUGCAUUAGACAGGUAUUUAUUUAUUAAUAUUAAUGAUUUUAUUGUUUAUUGA
This is a messenger RNA of Octopus bimaculoides (California two-spot octopus), 6103 nucleotides long. RefSeq names its product centrosomal protein of 290 kDa-like. The record is from RefSeq and is a predicted model, not a curated record. Gene Ontology annotation, cellular component: centriolar satellite; ciliary transition zone. Gene Ontology annotation, biological process: ciliary transition zone assembly; non-motile cilium assembly. Lineage: Eukaryota; Metazoa; Mollusca; Cephalopoda; Octopoda; Octopodidae.